Lolium rigidum is the source of this 1140-nucleotide messenger RNA. Its product is annotated as protein DEEPER ROOTING 1-like. The record is from RefSeq and is a predicted model, not a curated record. Lineage: Eukaryota; Viridiplantae; Streptophyta; Magnoliopsida; Poales; Poaceae. Bases 277 to 1005 code for a protein of 242 amino acids. The transcript is spliced from 6 exons. Gene Ontology annotation, biological process: gravitropism; regulation of growth.
UUGAGCCGCCCCCUUCAAAUCAGUCCAAUGAGCAACUAGCUGCUACUAGUAGUGCCUCACUGCCACUCACUAUGCGCCAGCAGUUCUUCCAUCGACAGUAGCAGCCACCACCAACACCACGCUUCUACAAAGUCUCUCGCUCGCCUCGCUGCAUCUCUCUCAGUCACCCGCUCAUACCUCUUGCCAUCUUUCUUUAGUAUCUCUCUCAGUCUUGGUGCCUGCAUCAGGCUCACCCCGCUCACUACUCCAAACCCCCAGAGAAUUCAGAACGGGAAUAUGAAGAUUUUCAGCUGGGUGGCGAACAAGAUCGGCGGGAAGCAAGAAGCGAGCCGGUUCCCGGCCAGUUCAUCCGGGCCUUCUCGUGCUAAUGUGUCGGAUUGUCGAAACGACGAGUUCAGCGAUUGGCCCGAGUCAUUGCUUGCUAUUGGGACAUUUGGAAAUAAGAAGAUAGAAGAAGUAGCACAAGAGCAGAACUCUUCCGAGGAUGGGCAGUCCAUGGAAGAAGCCACCAAGUUUACAGAGGAGGAAGUAGACAAGAUACAGAAAGAAUUUGCAAUGAUACUAGCAAGCAAAGACCAAACAGAAACUUAUGAUUCCCAAGAUGAGAACGUCAAAGAAAAGCAGAUGGACCGGUUGAUGAACAAGAAAAUAAUCAGAAGCAAAUCAAAUGAGUCACUGACGAAGAAAGGAAAAACACUUAAGCCAAGAUCAGUUGCUGCACUCCUCAAACUACUCGUGUGUAAGGGUGGCUUUGCAACUGCGGUUCCAGACCCAAAGAACUCUUUCCCCCAAUCAAGAAUGGAGAAGCUUCUCAAGGCAAUACUGCAGACGAAAAUACACCCACAAAAUCCAGCACCACUCGUGCCUAGGAAGCACCUGGAUUGGAAGCCAGAUCAGAAUGAAAUCGACGAGCUCCUCGAGGAUGCACUCAGUGAUGUAGAUGAUGAUGAUGAUGGCGCAAAAUGGGUCAAAACUGAUUCAGACUUUAUUGUGCUUGAAAUGUAAAGAUGGGUGAAUACAAUUGUUCUUUGAGGCCAGGUUCCAAAGGUCUUGGCAAGCUAGGAGUCCACGGUGUUAUGAUAUAUAUAGAAGUGUGGGAUAAAGUCAGCAAUGAAGCUACAGUUUACGAUGAAAUGCCCC